Manduca sexta (tobacco hornworm) is the source of this 1259-nucleotide messenger RNA. RefSeq names its product lipase member H-like. The record is from RefSeq and is a predicted model, not a curated record. Bases 206 to 1201 code for a protein of 331 amino acids. The transcript has 9 exons. Gene Ontology annotation, molecular function: lipase activity. Lineage: Eukaryota; Metazoa; Arthropoda; Insecta; Lepidoptera; Sphingidae.
GCGGUUGUGAUUUAAAAUGUGUUCAUGAAAAUAUUGUGAAUAUCGAUACAUAGUAUUUCUGCAAUUUAUAUAGUCUAAAUGAACUUGGAUUUUGCGAAUCAUCAUUAUCAUCAUUGAGUAUUAAGCAUGGAUUAAUAGAUAACGAUAAAUCAUAAUCUACUAUUAAGACUAUAAAAUACAAUUCUGCCGGUAUUAAUUGUGCAAUAUGGCGAUGCGUGUGUUAGUAGUUAUUGGGAUAGCAAUCGCGACAGCGAGGGCGAGCCAAGAUGCCGUCCUAGCGAGGCUAGACCCUGGACCACGGUACCAAUACGUUUCGGGAGAGAAUGGAAUCGAACUCCAGGACUUGUGGCUCAAAUCCAGAGACAUUGAGGAGGCUGGGUACUACGACCCUGAUUAUCAUAAUGGGUAUCAUCUAUUCACCAGGUCCAACCCGUCAACCAGCCAGCCUCUACCAAGAGGAUAUAAGGAUACGUUAGCAAAGUCUUACUACGAUCCUAGGAAGAGAACAAUUGUGUUAGUUCAUGGAUGGCAGAACACUCCUACUUCCCAGUUUCAUGUUGUUUUAAUACCAGCGUUCCUGGAAGCUGAAGAUGUGAAUGUUAUCAUGACGGACUGGAGUGUUGGAGCUGCCGGGAACUACCUGCCAGCCUUGCUGAACUGCAUCAGGUCUGGUGAAAGUGUAGCGAAGUACUUGCAGUGGUUGGUAGAGGAGAGUGGAGGGGACCUGUCCCGCUUCCACCUGGUAGGGCACAGCCUGGGGGGACACCAGGUCGGCAUCAUCGGCAGGAACCUCGGCGGCGUGGUACCUUACAUCACUUCUCUCGACCCCGCUCUUCCUGGAUGGAUAACUAAUCCGAACCGCUUCAAAGCUGACGACGGUCUUUACACCGAAGUAAUGCACACCAACGCUGGAGUGUCAGGGUUUCUCACCGCGCUAGGGCAUGUCGACUUCUACCCUAAUGGUGGAGUUAACAUGCCGGGCUGUGCGGACAGGUCGUGCAGUCAUCAUAGAUGUAACUACUAUUUAGCAGAGUCUUUAAAGGGCAGGUUCCUGGGCUCCCAGUGUGACAAUUUGGCAUCGGCCCUCAUUGGAGACUGCGAUGGACGCACUCUGAACAUGGGCGGUCUCACUCCUAAGCCUGAGUACACUGGAUUAUACCACGUCGAAACUAAUGCGUACUCGCCGUUCUCCAAAGAUUAAAUUAUUUAAUAUUAAGACAUGUUUUAUUUAUUUAAAUGUAUAAAGAAGACUAUCUAGC